This is a messenger RNA of Triticum aestivum (bread wheat), 816 nucleotides long. RefSeq names its product cytosolic sulfotransferase 5. Gene Ontology annotation, molecular function: sulfotransferase activity. NCBI's taxonomy places the organism in Eukaryota, Viridiplantae, Streptophyta, Magnoliopsida, Poales, Poaceae. The record is from RefSeq and is a predicted model, not a curated record.
GAAGGUUAGGACAUCCAGAUCAAUUAUCUUAUAUGUUUCAUCGCUAGCCGCGCAACAUUCCAGCAAAAGCAUGGCGCUAGCAAGUGCCCUCGCCGGCGGCCCAGCGGCGUUCAAGGACGUCUUCGUCAACAGCCGCCACGACCCGCCGUUGCCCCUGCCGAAGAAAGACCAUAGCGAUGGCAACGGCGACGGCGACGCCCUCACGAGCAACCCGAUGACGGGGCAGUGCCUGUACAAGGGCACCUGGGUGAUGGAAGGGUGGAUCCCGGGGAUCGUCCAGAUUCAAAACGGCGGCGGCUUCACGCCGCGUCCUGGCGAUGUCAUCCUCGCCAGCCCGCCCAAGUGUGGCACCACGUGGCUCAAGGCGCUCGCCUUCGCCACCAUGGCACGCCGGGCGCACCCGCCCGCCGCCCCCGACCACCCGCUCCUCCGCCACACGCCGCACGACUGCGUGCCGUUCAUGGAGGUGAUCGUGUCGGGCGGGUGGGGGAAUAAGCUGGACGCACUGCCGUCCCCGAGACUCUUGUCCACGCACAUGCCCUACUCUACUCUGCCCGCCUCCAUCACCAAGAAUCCAGACCGCAAGAUCGUCUACAUCUGCAGGGACCCAAAGGACAUGGUAGUCUCAAUGUGGCACUUCCUUAGGUAUCCUCGGCCAAACCUGUCAUUCAACGACAUGUUCGAGCUCACCUGCGAGGGCAAAUCUCUAUGCGGCCCAUUCUGGGACCACAUCCUUGGGUACUGGAACGCCAGCAAAACCAUGAGCGGCGACGAGGGCCAGCCAGAGAUGACCUCGGCAGCGGUCCUUUUCCUCAG